Molecule: messenger RNA, 180 nt
Organism: Rotaria socialis
Lineage: Eukaryota; Metazoa; Rotifera; Eurotatoria; Philodinida; Philodinidae
Source: the annotation of a GenBank genome assembly
AUGGCAUCUACCAGCGGUAAACGUUGCACAUUAUCGAUUGAACAAAAAUUGAAAGUCUUAGAAGCACUGAAAUCGAAAAAGGCAGACGAUGUGGCUAAACAUUUCAACAUCGGCUAUUCUACGGUGAAGAAGAUAAGGCAAAACGAAGAAGUCGGAUUUGUUGAUAAACCGAUGCCAGGU